Pomacea canaliculata is the source of this 8640-nucleotide messenger RNA. Its product is annotated as transmembrane protein 184B-like. Gene Ontology annotation, molecular function: transporter activity. Gene Ontology annotation, biological process: transport. The coding region runs from base 157 to 1584 and encodes 475 amino acids. Lineage: Eukaryota; Metazoa; Mollusca; Gastropoda; Architaenioglossa; Ampullariidae. The transcript has 8 exons. The record is from RefSeq and is a predicted model, not a curated record.
CGUCACUUCCGUGUUUCGCCAUUUGCAAACAUCAAUGUUUCGUUUAGUUUGUAAUCAAACAACGUUUUCUUUUCUGAAGGAUCAUCCCCAUUGUGGUUUUUCUUAAAAUUCUAUUCAAGAUGUUACAAUUUUUGUAAUAUAAUUUUCAAGAUAAGCAUGCAGAACACGACCCUUGAUCCAACAUCGGUCACUGUAAAUAUUUCACUUCUGUCAAGCACUCUAUCCACUAUGAGUGCAAGUACAAUUAACAGAACUGCAAUGCCUGUUUCCACCAACACAACCGAUAGUAAUAUAACUCAACCUCAGCCUCUAAUUUUUCUUCAGACUCCUGCAGCUCAGGGAAUUGCUGGCACCUUUGCCUUUGCAGCUAUUCUAAUUACUGUUCAUCAGAUAUACCUCCACCUUCGAUACUACACAUGCCCCAAUGAACAGCGAUGGAUUGUGCGAGUGCUGUUUAUUGUGCCAAUCUAUUCUUUUGAUUCCUUUCUAAGCCUCAUGUUUUUCAACAAUGACAACUAUUAUGUCUAUUUUGACAGCAUCAGAGAUUGCUAUGAAGCAUUCGUAAUAUACAGUUUCCUGAGCUUGUGCUAUGAGUAUCUUGGAGGAGAGGGAUCCAUCAUGUCAGAAAUUAGGGGUAAACCAAUUAGAUCAAGCUGGCUUUGGUGCACAUGCUGCCUAGCAGGACGUCAGUACACCAUUGGUUUUCUGCGUUUUUGCAAACAGGCCACCUUGCAAUUUUGCAUUGUGAAGCCCAUCAUGGCCAUUUUGACUCUACUUCUUCAGGCUUUUGGCUACUAUAAGGAUGGCAACUUUUCGCCAGCAAGUGGCUACUUGUACGUCACUAUCAUCUACAACAUUUCCGUCAGUUUGGCUCUGUAUGCUCUGCUCCUCUUCUAUUUUGCCACCCGAGAGCUCCUCAGUCCAUAUGACCCAGUUCUCAAAUUUUGCAUCAUCAAGUCAGUCAUCUUCCUCUCCUUUUGGCAAGGUGUGGUGUUGGCCAUCCUUGAAAAAGCCAAUGUUAUCAGUCCCAUCUAUUCUCACAAUGGAGAACAGAAGGUUGGAGUGGGUACAGUAUCAGCUGGUUGGCAGAAUUUCUUCGUUGGACUUGAGAUGUUUCUGGCGGCAGUAGCUUUGCGCUUUGCUUUUCCACACAGCGUCUACAGCUCUGGUCCCACUGCAGGCCAUGGUCGCACAGUGUCCCUGCAGAGCAUUUCCUCAUCGCUGAAGGAAACCAUGAACCCUAGGGAUAUAAUGCAGGAUGCCAUCCACAACUUUCACCCUCAGUACCAACAGUACACACAACACACACAGCAUGCAGGCUCUAAGCAGCUUCCAUAUCACCGCGAUGAUGAUGCUGGCGAGUACUCAUGGAACCGUGAUGGCUACUACCAGCAGGAACGCCCUGCAACCCAUCAGCAGAAUGGCCUGGCGGCGUCUAGCAGUGGGGGAGGUGGCCCUGUGUUGGGUCAGUCUCAAAGUCCCAACACUCUCCAACAGCAAUCUCAGCCUGUGGGUGUCCCAGGGCGUAAGAAUCGCUUUAAUGAGAAGACCACCCUGCUUAGCUCCGAUGAUGAGUUUCAGUAGGCAUUGACUGAGGGCUGAAGCAGCAAGGCAGCUGGGCACACGGGGUCAAAAAUGAAUGCUGCUGUAGCUGUUUCCACAUUACAUUGUGAUGGAUGUCAUACAGACUUAGAAGGUGGCAGGUUAGCAACAAGGGCUUUCUGUCUGCUGUCUGCAUCUUUAGAGCAAAAGAAAAAUAGAGCAUUGAGCUGAAAAUCAAAUUUCUGUCAGCAUCUUAUGCAGCCAGACUGGAAUAAAUUCAUCACUUUCACAGAUUUCACACAUUCCAAGCCUUGUUUAGUACAUGUUCUAAAGAGCUUUCUGUUAAUUGUUUUUUGCAUAGCAAUUGAGCUAUUGAAUUGAGCUGCAUAAAGGAUUUUUCAGGAAUGUUUUUUUUUUAACUGUUGUAAUAUUUUUCUUGUUUUGCAUACAUUUUUCUGGUGCUAUUCACAAUAAAUAGAUCUGUCAGCACCUGGUUUAUAGUUUUAAUUUUAUGUUUCUUAAGAUGCAGUCAGCAGAUGGUCUUAAAUCUUGGAUUUUACAGGGAGAGAAAGUAUGUUCUAUGUAUUAUUUUAAUGUAUUUGUGUAAGAAGGGCUUGUUUUGCAGACAACAUAAAAAAUGGAAAAGAAACAAUCAUAAAAUGCUUGCUUUUUUAUGGCGGAUCAUUUUCUCUGGUCACAGUUUUUUUCAUGAAUGCUAGACCAUUGUUCACCUAAAAAGCUUGAGACAUUCGACAAAUAAGCCUAUCAGAGUGUGAAUCUCCUAAGUAUCAUGAACGUAAGGCAUUUCUAGUGAUAGGUCACAUUAUUCAACCUCUGAAUUCUAAAAUUCAAAUAAACAUUGUAGGUGUGUUUAUUUAUUUAUUUUAUCACUUGAAAGAGAAAUGUAUCACUCAGUUUUGCUGUAUUUGAGAUAUACCUACAUUUAAGGACCAAUUGUCUAUUUAUUAAGUUUUAAAAAACUCUGUUUAAGUCCCUCUAUAUAUCAAAACACUGAUUUUGUGUAUAACUUACAGAAAUUUUUCAUAAUCUUGUAUAUAAUAUAGAUCUGUAUGUGUUUUGUGUACAGCACAGAGUAGUGACAUAUAUUUUGUUGUUCUUUUUGUCAGCCAUAAAAAUUGAGCUGAACUCAAAAUAUGUCAGUUUUAUAAGAUAUCACAUAUCCUAUUUCUGUUAAUGUAAAAAUAUUUCCAGGUGUGAUAAUAUAUACAUAGGUCAGUGAUAGUGUCCGUGAAAAAAAGUUAGUUCUGGAACCUAUGGUAUGCAAAGUUGUGUCCUGCAUUCCUGUGAACAUAUCUUGCAGAAAAGUAAACUUAUGUCCAAAAAUAGUGUUUAAAUGGUUAUUUACUGUGAGUAGUGUUAUAUUAGCAGAAAAUUUUCUGCUAAGACUCAGCCACCUUUGCUUUUCAUGAUUUUUGAAGUAUGUUGCCAUUUAAUUUUAGGCAUAUGUUUCCUAUUUGUGUGGAACUAAUGACCCAUAGUUGUGAACAAGCAGAUCUUCUUCUCCUUAGGUGUUUUCAUUUGAGCUGAAUGAUUUCUGAAGAUUACAAAUUUUAUUUCGAGUCUCUGAUCAAAUAUAAUCUAAACAUUACCAUAUUUAUCGGUGCUCUUUCAGAAAAUUUGUUCAAGGCUGGUGGAUAGCCAGAGAAAAUGGGAACUGAGAGAUGGAUGCUGUCUUCUUGAUUGCAGAAACAUUUAUUUAACUUAAUGCUUUAUUAUGGUGAUUUUUAACAAAUAGAAUUUUGUUUUAUUUGAUGAUUUUGACAGACUCAGUAUUGGUUCCUCUGUGCUUCUCAAGCAGCUAAAGUAUGAUGUGAUGACCAUAUGUCAGCAAAAGGCAUAUGCAGUGUAUUUUCUGCUCAGACUAUUCAAAUAUUAUAGCAGUAAUAAUCUCAUGCAUCAUGUUUCCUUAAAUUUUUUUUUUUUAAUUCUGAAAGAAGCUGGUACAGCCAGAAAGUAAAAUGACAAAAGCAGUGGAUUUACAUCGGCUUAAAGUAAAUAUGAACAAACUGGUUUCUUGAUUUACUUCGGUCAUUUCUUGGUGUGAGCUUUGAGUGGGAGGGAGAGUAGGCAGAGUAAAGGUGGACUAUUCAAGAAAUGAUCUGCUUAUAACAAAGCUUAAUUUUAGUUCAGUGGAACAUGAGGAAAAAGACGUAAGUAGAUAAUUGAAAGGAGUUAACAGUCAUAGAAUCAAGCAAGUAAUGAAAAGUACUUAGUUGGGGAAUGAUGUGGUAAGAAUUUAACAAGAUUUGGUGUUUAGCACAAGCUACAUGGCUUGUUCAUAGGUAUCUUUUUGUUAGGUUUUUAUAAGUAAGAAGGUUCUCAGUAUGACAUUGUUUUUGGGGAACAAAUGACCUUAAUGAACUAAGAGAACUAUAUGUUUGUAAGGUGCUGGGUAGAUAUUUUAUUUCUAUAUUUGUAAUUGUCCAGCAACAAAUCAGAAUAUCUGUUUAGCAUAAAUAGAUGCUGUUGUAUAUAUGCCAUAUUUUGUGCUACAGACCUUUGCACAUUAUACAUUAUUUAUUUUUCUCAUUUGCCAUUGCUGGGUUUGUUUCCUCUGUAUAUCUCAGUUAAAUAUUGUUAUGUAUGCAUUAUCAAGAGGAUACACCAGUUUCUUCUCCUACCAAUCUUCUAGCCACACCUUCCAUUUCCUCAAACAUUUUUCCCUUGCUUGCCUUGACAUUCUUGCCUGCUGCAUGGAUCAUUAUAGUUUAUAGUACAAUGUGGUGAUCAUCUGUACCCAUCAAACUCGUGUCACUUUAUAAUCAAAAUAUGUGUUAAUGUUUUGUGCCCAGCCCUGCUCUCUAGCUUCCGCAGCAUGAAGGCAGGCUGUAAAACUUGUUUUGGCACAUAAGAACCUCAAAAAAGGUCACACACUUUCAUGCUUUUUGCAGAAUGAUGUUCAACUAGUCAUAGUUGCCACUUUUUUUGGUUUCUUAACCAUAUUUUCUGAGCUCCUGUGAUUUGUGUUUUUCCCCUUGAUGGUGAGGGGGAUUAAUUGGCCAGAGCUUGUGAUUGCCCAUCUUUGUGCUGUUGCUGCCAUAAUUGUAUACAAUUACAUUAUUAUCUGCUGAUCUGUGUAACAGAAUUGAUGGUGAAUUGAUGUGCAAAGCCAGGUACAAAAUAUGUAAAAUAGGCUGUUGAGAAAAUGUUUUGAAAUGAUAAUAGUAUUAAAGUGUGCACAUUUUUAAAAAGGUAUUCAAUCAAAAUCAAUCAAUAAGCACAUUUAUAUGUGUUAUUCAAGCAACUUUGUGCUGCAAAUAGAGGUAAAAUAUAUCCUUAUACCUGAUUCUAUCAUAAGCAAGGUUUCAAGUCCUUGUGACAGUACGAAUACAUUUUUGUUCCUUUUUUUUUUUCUUUGACACAGUCAAGGGAACUUUCAUAAAGGUGGUGUAAAAUCAUGAAUUUUAUUGCAGAAUAUGUAUACAAGUGAUGCCAGUGAUAGUGUUGGGAUUUAGAGAGGAAGAGUAUUAUUUGACCAGUUGAAGUGCUAUCCCUUCCUUGCCUUUUUUUUUUUUUGGUCCCCCAUGUGUGAAAUUAAUAAUCAGCUCUAGGUGAUUACUUAUGAAUGCAUAUGAUGAAACUUAUAUAAUUUUUUGGCUUUACCAGGUACACAGAUUUCUUAAAAGUGUAAACUUCUGCUUAGUUUCCUUUUAAAAUCUGGGAAAGUAAUAAAUUAUUUGCUGUUGCUUUCAGUUAUUCUUUGUUAUACAAUAUCUGUAAAGUAUAUAUGUUUGAUAAAUUUUUAUCUGAGGUGUGAUUUAAAGUGUGUAGUUCCUUAUUAUUAAAGUUGCUGUUGUGUAACAUGAAGUAUUGCAUGCAUCAUCAUGUUGAUAUAAAAAAAAUCUUAAAAAUGAACAGCAAAACUGAUACUUUGUUUUUGUAGAUUCCAGAUGUCUCAGUUUCCCUGUUGACAACAGCAAGUGGUGCCAACUCUUUUGUUGUGAAAAGUUUCUCAAUAACCUUGGUGGUUUUUGUGUUGUUGCUGUUGAGGGGAAAGUCCAUUCUAUCAUUGAUUGGAUUGAUUAGGUCACAGAAAUAUUUUUCAAACGCCACUUCUUACACCUUUCAGCCUUUUCGUAUUUUGUGAGUAGUUUCCUUUUAUAAAUAUAAGAGGAAGCAUUUUGGAAAAACGUUUACAUUAUUUUUUUCCUAUUCCUUCACCAUUCUCCAUCCCUUUUGCUUGGGAACAAAUUCAUUUUUUUCUCUGUGUGAUCAAGUUUUUCAUGGCAUUGCUUUCAUAGCUUUCUGUUGCGAGAAAGCUAUUGAUCCACAAAAAUUGUAAGACUAUUUGUUACUACAAUAUAUUUUUGUAUUGUAAUAGGUAGUAUUGGUUAUUUUGAAUAUGUGUUCCAUGACAUACUUGUAUCUUUUGUAGUUAAUAUUUGUGAUAAUGUCAUUUUUUUAAAGUUCAUUAUAAAUGUUAUGCACUUCAGUUAAAGAAUUUCAGUUUUUAAAAAUAAUAAAAUCCAUACUGGAAGCUUGGAGGGAAAGUAAAAAAAAAAAAAAAAAAAAACCCCCCAACUUCCAAUGCAGGCACUGAAAUAUACACAUAUCAUCGUAACAGAAAAGACUGACAAAAUGAAUAGAAGAUAAAGCCAUAACAUUAGAACUAGUUUCACUCAAUUGCUAUAUCUCUCCUUUCCUUUGGACACAAACAUGCAUGCUUGUUCACAAGACAACACACAAACAGGUGAUGACUAUACAGGAAAAGACAGAAAGUAUUUUGAUAUAGAUUUAUUCUAAAUAAAAAUGGUUUCUAUAACUGAACUAUCAAAUUUAAGAAGUUGUCAUUUUAUGCUGAAUGUUUUUCCAUAUGAACAAGAAGACGUAAAAAACAAAAAAAUCUUCAUUACCUGUUUAACAUAGACACAAGUGUGAUGUACAAAUAUAUAAGAACAGUGGGGAAAGAAUUUGUGUAAGCCAAGUGGAUUAAGUGAUGAAUUUAUAGUAGUAUUUUUACAUAAAAAAAUAUUACUAUGUAUUUGUAGCACAUCAAUUGGUUUUAUUAUUUUUGUUAUUGCACAAAUGUAAAUAUUUAGGCAGAAAAGUUGCUUACCGUGUUUAAGCCAGAAAGAUCUAAGAGUGAGGAAAACUAUUUAGAAAAGAUGAAAUUUGAAAGAUGGGAGUGGGACAAUUUCACACGCACGCACAUGGUUUUUUAAAAUUUUAAACAAAAACCAUUAAUGUUGCAAGUAUGAGUUAGUUCAGAGAGGAUUGUCUUGAAAAUCCAAGACUGAGUUAUUCUGAAAUUCCAUUGCUGUAUUUUGAACAAUGAAUAUUUUGGACAGUCUUUGGUAUGUUUUUUAAUUGGGGAGUGCUUGAUGUGUUCAUUGUAGUAAAUACAGCUUGAUGCUGGCAGACAUACCCAGCAUCUUUAAGUCCACAGUUUCAUGCUCAUUGGCCAAGUACACCUUUUACAACUAUACAUGUAGAACUGUAAAGAGCUACUCUUAAGAAAAACUUUGCUGAAAUCUUUGUUAAAUGCAGAUCCCACAGACGACAAUCACUCCAGUCAAUGAGCAAAAGUUAAUGACCUGAUUUUGUUCCUAUUUUGCUGACAUGUUAUGCCAGAACACUUUCAGAUAUGGUGUUUUUUUUUUUACCUGGUCUAAUGUGGAGAAAUUUGUCUGCAAAAAUGACAGUUCUUUUGUUUUCAUUCAUUUCAGUUACUUGUCCAUGGCUAUAGUUAAGUAUACCUUAACUGUAUUUUAAACUAUGAAUUUUCUGUUUACACUAAGCUCUUAGAGCCUCUGCAUAUUGUGCAUUGCAUGCGGUACCUGCUACAUUUCUGUCAAUAUACAUGAACCCCUGAAAGAGUUAGGUAAAUAUGGCUUUACUCCUUGUGAGCCAUAUUUUUUAUUUUGCUGGGUUUUUUUUUUUUUUUUUUUUUUUUGUCUUGAGCUGUCUCAUAUAAUGUUGAUAUGAAUAACUUUCUAUUUAGCAAAUUGCUGAGGUUAUUAAAUGACCGCCAUUUUCAAUAACUGCCAAUGUGUUAUACAAAAUUAUUGUUAUUUACAAACACUGUGUUAAAAAGCAAUCUGUUAAGAAUAUUUUGGUCAAGACCAUUUGUCAGCAUGUUUGUGCACAUAAAUCUAUUGCACUCAAGCAAGAAUGUUUUACGUGCUAAUAUUGUACAGAUAUUGGAAAACUAAGUGCAAGCUUGUUAAAUAUAGAUAUCCACCAGACCUGACCACUGUACAGUUUUAAUAACCCCUUCAAAGGGUUUUGCCUCAUCAUCAUUAUAAUCAGUAUUAAGUUUGGCAUUAAGAUAUUAAAAUGUGGCAAUUGCAGGUGUCCAUGCAGCAAGUUGUCAGCAUCUGAAGGUGCACUUAGUUAUAAAUUUCACAAGUGCAUUUUUCCUCUUGAGUCAGCUAGCAGUAAAUUUCAAGGAAAUCAUUUGCACAGCAUCAUUUAGAAACCAGUACACUUAUUUGGCGAUAGGACCACAUUAUCUUAGCAGAAAAUAAUGAGUCUGUCUCACAUCCUUGGAGAUUUUAAAUGCCAUCAGACAUCAUGAUUUGAUGACAAUAGGUGAUCUGAUAUAGGAGGGGGAGGGAGCUCAUCAAUCAGUAAAGGUUGUGAAAUGUCAAUUUUGUGAUGCUCUUUGCCAAGAUGACAAUUAAAUGAACUUACUAGCAAUAGGCUCCGUUAUGUUCGUUUGUCAUUCUGGGGCAGUCCAAAGACUAUUGUUUAGAAAGACACUUGUUCUUGAUGCCUGCAGUUUUUAGUUGAUUAUCCUCAUAUGUGUUUAGUCACUUCCAUCUGCAGCUGUGGUGUCAGUUUGAGCAUACCAUUUUUUUGCCUGAAAUUGGCUUAGUGACUCAUUACUGCCACCAAAAAGACUACAUAUAGCAUUGUUUCUUUCUGUAUGGUACUGCUAUAUCAUUCAUUUCACUGUGGUUUAAAAUCUUUGCUUUGUUGACUGUCUUGUGCCAAGUGUUUUUCUUUUUAAACCAUCGUUUAGCGAAAAAGGCAAAGAACAUGAUCACAGAGAAAUCCUUACAAAUUCUUAUCCUGUUUUCAUUGUGCAUGUCGUGGUCUGUGUUACAAAUAAAUAUUCUAAAACUCCAAAGAUCA